Poeciliopsis prolifica (blackstripe livebearer) is the source of this 2452-nucleotide messenger RNA. Its product is annotated as sialidase-4-like. Gene Ontology annotation, molecular function: exo-alpha-sialidase activity. The record is from RefSeq and is a predicted model, not a curated record. Gene Ontology annotation, biological process: oligosaccharide catabolic process; ganglioside catabolic process. Gene Ontology annotation, cellular component: membrane; lysosome; cytoplasm. NCBI's taxonomy places the organism in Eukaryota, Metazoa, Chordata, Actinopteri, Cyprinodontiformes, Poeciliidae. The transcript is spliced from 3 exons. The coding region runs from base 243 to 1547 and encodes 434 amino acids.
AAUUUCUAUCUGCUUUUCUGCAAUCCCUCUCAGAAGUAUUCAAACCCCUUGGACUCCAACAGCUGCAAACUUUGAUGUAUUUAUUGGGACUUUACAAAGAUUUAAUGCUGAAGUGGGAGGAAGAUUAUGACUCAUUUUUUUGAUGGUUUUUAUAACUCAGCUGCCAAUUUGAUGAACUUUCUGCCCAUGAAGAGCAAAACUGAAUUAACAUUCCCACAGUAAAGCACGGUGGUGGCUGCAUCAUGCAGUGGGGAUGCUUUUCUUCAACAGGGACCAGGAAGCUGAAGGACAAUGACAUCAAACACACAGCCAGAGAUCUACCAGAAUUGUUCAGAUCAAAACAGGUGCCAGAACGGUCCAGUCAAAGAGGAGAAACUAUGGAAAAAAAAGCCUUGCUUACCUCCGGACAGCAGAGUACCGUCUUUCUGUCCAACAAAGAGGAGGUUUACAGGAUUCCUGCCCUGCACUAUGACCAAGAGCAAAAGAUCCUGCUGGCCUUCGCAGAGAAGCGGAGAACCUCAAACGAUGCCAGUGCAGAGGUUCUGGUCAUGAAAACAGGAACGCUGGUCAAAGACGAAGCAACUCUUGAAAUGAGUGUUGAGUGGUCAGUCUCCAGAAACGUGGUGGAGAAGGUCCAUCUUAGUGGAUACCGUCCCAUGAAUCCGUGCCCGGUCUACGAAAAGACGACCAAGACACUCUUUCUGUUUUUCAUCUGCGUCGAAGGCAACGUUUCGGAACCAUGGCAGAGGUUCUGGGGCGUCAACAAGGCCCAUCUCUGCUACAUGACGACCAGAGACGCCGGUGAGACCUGGAGCUCGGUCACUGAUUUGACAGUAAAUUUUCCUCAGACCAAACAGUGGGCAACGUUUGCCGUUGGUCCGGGUCACGGCCUCCAAACAGAAAGCGGCAGACUGAUCGUUCCAGCCUACGCUUAUGUCUCCCGCUUCCCCUCGUGCUUCUGCGUGUCGUGUUUUUUCGCCGUCUCGCGCGCGUUCUGCUUUUACAGCGACGACAACGGCGCCACGUGGCAGCUGGGCGACACGCUCGACGACAAAUCGGUCGAAUGCGAAAUGGCCGAGGUUUCAGACGGCAAUGGCACCAGGUACGUUUACUGCAAUGCCCGCAAUGAGGGAGGCUACCGAGUGGAGGCGCUCAGCGAGAACGGGGGAGAGGAUUUCCUCACCCUCCCUCCUGCUGAGAAGCUCGUGGAAACAGGCGGAGGAUGUCAGGGGAGUGUGGUCUCCUUUCCCGCUCAACCUGGAGCGGCUGGUGUGAAUCUGGAGCCGGGGUGGCUGCUGUACUCCCAUCCAACCAGUCAGUCCAAAAGAGUGGACCUGGGGGUCUAUCUGAACAAAUCCCCGCAGGAUCCAAGUGCGUGGAGCCACCCUUGGAUCCUCAACGAGGGGCCCAGCGGUUACUCUGACCUGGCUUACAUUGGAGGCGGCUGGUUUGCAUGUCUGAUGGAGCGUGGAGAAGCGUCUGAAAUUGAACAGAUAGCCUGCAAAGUCUUCAGCUACAUUCAGGUGAAAAAAGGUAUUGAAAACUAAAACAUUGAUGUUUGCAAACAUAGUUUGCAAACAUCAAUUUUUACUCAUUAAAAGGAUUAACAUAAACACAUCAUUAAAUCAUAUGCUGAUGACAUGAAGACAUACUCUCUGAUUGCACAAGCUAAGAUUUUACAGAUGCUUUGGCAAAGAAUUGAUGAAGGUGAAAAUCUUUUUUUGUUUUUGUUAGAUAUUCACCUGACAUUUUCUAUACUUCCAACUGCUUGUCAACUACAGAUAAAUAAACGUGUUAACUACUAGUGAAAUAACUUGCAGUAAAACAACACAAGUAUUUUACUCAUUAUGUUCUAACCCUAAAAUCAUACCUGAUCUUUGGUAGACGCUCAGCGGAAGGAGUUUCCUCCAUGGGCUUUUUGUUAACACACUGGAAUUUUAGUGAUCUCUUCAAAUUGAGAAGCUCUUUGUCUUGAUUCUUUGUCUAUUGGAAAGAACCCACCGAUCCCAGGAAUAACUGGGUCACGUUUAUCACGCAAAUUCUGAAGUCAAAAAUUAACAUGCUGCAAUCCUGACAGACUAAAACGGAAAAAGAAGAAAAAAAAAUGGCUGGAUUUCAUCCUCUCACUACAAAAACACAACUCACACACAAUGAGAUCUUUGACUACAACUCAACUAUUACUGAUCACUAUUCAGAAUCUCGCUUUGGAAAAUAUGAUUUAAAUGGUGUUUUUCACAUGUUGUGUUAUAGAUCAGUGAACAGAGGGAGAACAGGGCUAUAGCUGUGAUCAUGUUUAAAUUAGUCAGGUUUCCUGUUUUUUUUUUUUUGAUAUAUCUUUGGUCAUCUAUUGAACUUUUACCUUUGAUCAAACUUUGAUGUUAAAAUAAAUAUCCAAAUAUGAUGCAUUCAAGCAUAUGUGAUAUUUAACUGAUGAAUAAAGUGUUGUUUUUCU